Messenger RNA from Schistosoma guineensis, 10224 nucleotides. The record is from the annotation of a GenBank genome assembly. Lineage: Eukaryota; Metazoa; Platyhelminthes; Trematoda; Strigeidida; Schistosomatidae.
AUUUCAGUGGAGGGUUUUAUGUGAUACUUCGCUACCAGUCGCACAACGUGUUUUCCACGAUGGUUGUAGAUAUGUGUAUAAACGGGUUGGGAGAGGAUUUAGAAACUUUCAUAGCAAACAAAAGCAAAGAAAACCUCGGGGAAUAUAUAGACGAUAUAUUUGUCCAUAUUGUUGAUUGCCUAAAUGAUUCUUCUAAGAAAUACUCUUAUUGCGUCAAGUUUAUACGUUCAGUAUGUGCAAAGAACCUGUCUGCAUGUUUGGCUGCUGCUAAAAGUCUGGUGUGGGUUCCUAGUGAAAAAAGUUAUGCAUUCAGGCCUCAUAGUGACACCGUUUAUUCCUUUUAUCUAUUCAGUGAAGUUAUUUCUUUCUGUCUUGAUGAUUCAGUGGAGUUGGUAGAUUCAGAUAUAGUUGAUGUUUGGUGUCGCUCUGCUUCGUACAUACUAUUUACAUGUGAAGGUAAAGAUCUUAAAAGGAGUUCGACUGUAUGUUCAAAGUUAUGGAAUCAGAACCGGAGUUUUCUUCUAAGUGUUAUGAAGCAUUUAUCUUCAAUCAGCCCAACAAUAAUUAAUAUGGCUGUUGUCUCUGAGUUGUGUGCCUUCAUCAGUCAUAGUCCAGUUCCUGAAUUUGAAGCUGAGUAUAAAGAUGUAUUUCCAAACCAACUGCUUAAGUCCAUCUUUGAAGGAAAGCAGGAAGUAACAUAUAUUCCCCUGCGACGCUGUUGUUCAAUCUUGAAUGUGUGCUGUGAUAGUACCAGUUUCAAAGUCCUUGUACUUCCAAUCAUAAAUCGUGCCAUACUUCGUUCUCCGGAAAACCAAUUACGUAUUGUAAAUUCUUUGCUCGAAGAUUUAUCUUUUACUUUGGAUCUUUGUGCUAUGGACUUAGCUCAGUCAGUUGUAAAAAAUCUGCACGCUACAUCAGACAUAACCAGAAAGGAUGCUGUAGUGAUGUUGUGUACAAUAUCAAGGAAGUGUUCGGAAGUUGAUACUCUCUCUUCUCUAUGUAAACUUGUUUAUGCACAGUUCGCUGGAUCUGAGGGUAAGAAGGCAAGUCAAGAAUCAAGAUUUGCUGCAAUUACAUGUUUUGGUGAACUUUCUAAAUGUGGUAUAAAACAGAAAUCUAAUUUAGAUCGUGUCGUCACUGUAGCUAUCAACCUACUUUUAGAUUAUUUAGAGCGCGAAACAUAUGAAGAGAUAAUCAUUUAUACUGCUAAACAAUUGGCUGGAUGGAUACAUCGUUUAAAAUCGAGUCCUCCUGAUCGUUUCUUUAAUUUUAUAAAGUCAUAUUCUUUCUCGAAGAAAACAAGUGCAUCUGUCCAUUCGGUUUUGCUUAUGUGCUUGGAUACAACAUUAUCUAACGGUGUAUCUGGCAAUAAAUUGCCGACUGCAAUUAUUCCAAACCUUCUAGAAUCAGUUGAACAAGCAUCUGGUCAACCCUUACACUCAACAGCAAUUCAUAAGUCUGUUAUGGCAUCAUUGAUUUGGUUACGGUAUACACUGUCUAUGACAAAAGUACCUAUUACAGAGGAGUUGUUCAAGUCAAAUAUUAAGUCGUCACCUUUCUGGAAUAUGCUGUUAAAUGUGUCGGGAACCAGUAAUAAGCGUUGUCCGUGGUUUACUGAAAAGUUUCUACAGACUGCACCAUUCUAUGUGCUGUGCGCAGUUGGUCGUCUGUUCAAAUUACUUCUUUCAGAUCUACAUACAUUCAUCCCUGACGAAGUGUUAUGUCUAAUCUACAGAACAUUACUUCUUCUUUGUAUUCAUCCAUUCUAUGAUACUGUACGCCGGUCAAAUCUUGAUAGUAUUAUCGAAUUACUAAGAACUUCUAAUGAAGAACAUCGUUAUCAACUUACUAUCGGAUUUUUAAAACAUCUGCAUAUCCUUCUUAUAAAUUAUCCGAAUAUCUUGCAGUCCACAUCAUCAUCUAGUCUAUUAGUUCUAGGUUCAAGAUUGGUUGCUGAACACCUUUGCUUACAGAUAUGUGAUUUUGUUGGAAUUAAUGUUUGGGAUAAUGUUGUUUAUCCGAAUUCCGAACUACAAACUACUAAACAACCAACUGGUCGUAAUAAAUGUACUGGUUCCUUUUUAUGUAAACUUAUUAACGUUCUGGUUUUACCAUCAUCUUCUACAGUAUCCAAAUGUCAUCGAGUUUCUGAACAGAACACCGAUGCUUCUUCCCCAUUCUGCAUGCGUUACUUAUUUGAUGUGUACAUUUUGAGCGUAUUUUGCACCAGUCACCCUUGUAUUCUUGAUGUCAGGCCUAUGCUAUGGGAACAAUUACAGUCAAAACUCAAGUUUCCUAGAUUAAUAAAUGAAAACUAUAGUAAUUUAUCGGGAAUCACUGACAACUGGUCGAAAAUUGUUGAAUAUUUUAUGAAACAACCGUACAUAAUUCCAGCAGAUCGAUAUGCACUUCAACGACUAGUCAAAUGGUCACCUAUUAGUAUCGGUCAAAAUUUGAUUGAAAAAAUAUAUUUGAAUUUUUGUUCCGAGUCAUUUACCUCAAUUAGUGAAAGAGAUGUUCAAAUUAUGCUGACACCAGAAGGUCAACUUUUCAAUCAUGAACUUCUUGAAAGUCUACCAAAAUAUGAAACUUCUUGGGUUAAUGUUAAACGUGAAAGUAAAUUAUAUUCUUAUGAUUUACAAAUGGAUAUUUUAUCAGCUCAAUUAGAGAAAGUGCAAGAACAUCAUAAACACCAUACAGAAUGUAAUAAUGAUACUACUCCAAUUCUGGAUAAAUUAACCGGUCAGUUAACUGAAAAACAAUUAGAAGUUGUUCGUAGUGAAUUGAAUAAAGAAAAUGAAAUACGAAAAGUUAUUCAAUCGCUUGAUUUAAGAGCAAAACACAUGUGUGAUAUACUCAUUAAUACAUUAAAUGUAUUUAUUUGGCAACCGAAUAAUCAUUCAUUACCUAUUUAUUAUCAAGAAGCUGGACAGAUUAUUAAAUAUUUUUGUACUAAAUUAUCAAUUCUAUUUGUUAAGUUACUGUCAAACCCAUUAAUUUCACCUUAUAUAAUACGAGCUCAUAAUAAAUUUCUUGAAGCAAUUAUGUGUAGUAAAUUCACUAUUCAAGAAUGGGAUUCCAGUUUUAAUCAUGAACUGCAGACUUAUAUACCUAUGAUCUACUGGUGGUCUAUACGAAUUUUAAGACCAGUUAGAUUGAUGCAUUUCAAUCAUAGUCUGUGUAGUUUACUAUUGUCGAAAUACUCUACGACAAAAACAUUCGACCAGUCGGAUCAGUUCAUAACCAAACAAGCUGUAGAAGAUUCUAUUUCAUUAACAAUGUGUUGGUCAUCUCAAUCUAUAGGAGAUCAUACAAAAAGGAUAUUCAGUCUACUUUGUGAUAAGGUACCAAUCCAUAAUUUGAAUACAUCUUUAUUAUUGUCAUUUUUGUCUCCAACUAUUGAUCAUGCAUUUCUACAUUCCUCCUGGAUUCAUACAUUGCCUGAAGAUUUUCUAUCAACAAAGUUUUCACAAAAAUUAGACGAUCAACACUCGAUGGUAAUCGAUUGGAUGAAUGCUGAUUUAAUCAAAGUUUUACUGAAAUCAUUUGAGAGACAUUUUCAAAUUGUUGCUGAUAAUGAUGAACAUUAUCAAAAGAAUUGUGCAAUACAAUGUGAUAGCGUUCUACAUAUUCUCCCAUUAGAUUGUUUUCUCAAAUUUUUGCGCCAAUUAGCUGAUGGUUGUUCGCGAGAUUCUGCCAAUGAUGAAGAUUCAAACGACUUGAAUGAAAAUGAUUUGUCGGAUGAAGUUUCAUUCAAUGAUUCGUUGAAUACUGAUGAUUUGGCCUCACGUAAAUCGAUUGCAUUCACUGCUACAAGUUUGAUGAUGUUAAUUACUGAUUUAUUUGUACAUUAUGUGCAUAGAUUGGAACAUGAUGAAGAGUUCAUUGGUAAAUUAGCCAAUCCAAUAGUUUCCACUCUACUAAAUAGUUUAGUAUCGGAAUCUGAGCAGGCGAGAGAGAUUUCAGCUCGUUGUCUUUACAAGCUGGUCGAACGAAUACCUCGUGUAAUUGAACUAAUUAGACUACAGGAAAAAUCAUCCACACCUGACUCAAAAUCUAUUCAAGAUUCUACUGAGCCUACAGAUAUCGAUAUCACAUUGGUUGAUAAGAAUUUAACAGAAUCUAAUCUCAAGGAUGAAGCGAAUUUCGAUUAUGGUGAGACUGUCAUCCCACCUGAAAAAUCUGGUGAUGGUAAACCCAGAAAAAAAUUGAAUAAAAAUCAAAGACGUAAACAGAAGUUAACUCAGUUAGUUGCAGCUGCUGCGGAAAAGCAUCAAGUCACUGAGCAAAUGUGUACUAAACCAUAUUCUUCUCCAGCUGAUUGGCCAAGAUUAUCCAUUUGGUCUUUUGUACAGGUUCGUAUUUGGAUCAUUCGUAGCGAUCGAUCAACUCAUAUAGCUCAGUUAGCUGAACAAAUAUGGCAUUCACUUCAGUUAGAUACAAAAUGUGAAAAUACAAAGUUAUUUAAUACAAAAAUACAAAACGGUAUAAGAGCACUUUUGGAAAAACCAAAUGAUACUGAUCUGUUGAAUCCAAUGCUCCUUGCUCAACGUCUUCUAUUGGAAGCAACUCGUCCUAAUGUUUCAGUUCAGUUAGGCAUAGCUGAUGCAUUUGCUUUAUGCCUUCUUGAUCGUAAUAAUGAUGAAAUUAGUGUGGCUUUAGAUAUGUUGGUACAUAUGUAUCAUGUCAUGUUACAUCGUGAUCCUGCUGUUCACGAUAGUAUGGGUCGUAUACUUUGUCCUGAGUCACCUGACAGAUGGCGUGAGCGCAUUGGUCUUGCCAUGAUCUUGACACGACUAUCUGAUGCACCUGCUGUCUCAUCACCAUCAUCUACAUCACAAAUAUUAUUUAGGCAAAGUUUAUUGAUUGGUAGUAAUGAAGAAAAAAGUGAAGAUAAUAUCAAUCCUAACGGUUUCGAUACGGAAAAUUUCUCUUCUACUAGUGAUGAUAUGUCAAACCAAUCACCAAUGUGGUUGCUAAAUAUGUUCCGUUUUCUUGUUAGUGAUGGAUUGAAUGAUCGUAAUACAGCAGUACAAUCGGAAAUGCUUCAAGCAGGUUUACGUGCUGUCCGUAAUUUUGGAAAGCAAUAUAUUGGUCAAAUUUUGCCAAUACUUGAAAAUUAUGUAAAUAAAGCUCCGAAUGUCCCUGAAUUAGACUCUGUUCGCCAAUCUAUACUCAUUUUAACUGGUUCGCUAUCUCAACAUUUAGAUACUGCUGAUCCAAGAGUUGGAACUAUUUUUAAUCGUUUGUUGAAUACAUUGAGUUUUCCAUCAGAUUUAGUUCAACAAGCUGUGGAAGACAGCUUAGCAUCACUCAUUGGUAAACUAUCUGAAGAACAAACUGCAAAAACUAUUAAUAAGCUAAUGUCUACUCUGUUAAGUAGUAAUAAUUAUGCUGAACGUCAUGGUGCAGCUCAUGGAAUUGCAGGAAUUGCUCGAGGGUUAGGCAUUACGUCAUUAAAGCACCAUGGAAUUAUUGAUAAAAUUAUGCCAGCGUUGGAUGAUACUAAAGUGGCUAAACGUCGUGAAGGUGCAUUAAUGGCUGUUGAACGACUUUCUCUUGGAAUGGGACGUCUUUUCGAACCAUACGUUGUCCGUCUCAUUACACCUCUAUUGAAUACAUUUGGCGAUACAAAUCCUGGUGUAAGAGAAGCCGCUUCAAAUGCUGCACGAGCGGUUAUGAGUAAAUUAAGUGCACAUGGUGUGAAAUUAAUAUUACCAGCACUACUUAAAGCUAUCGAUGAUCAACAGUCUUGGCGUACAAAAGCCGAGGCUGUAGAUUUGCUUGCAUCGAUGACGCACUGUGCAUCAAAACAGUUAUCUGCUUGUUUACCUCAAAUAGUUCCCCGAUUACUAGAAGUGUUAGUGGAUUCUCAAGACCGUGUUAAACAAGCUGGUGUUAGAGCAUUGACUCAAAUUGGUAAAGUGAUUCGUAACCCUGAAGUUCAAGCUCUUGUCCCAUUACUUACUAACUGUCUUCAACAGCCAUUGGCAGAUAAAACGCCUUGUUUAGCAGCACUUCGUGAUACAUGUUUUGUGCAUGUUCUUGAUGCACCAAGUCUAGCACUUAUACUACCAGUUAUACAACGAGCAUUCGCUGAUCGAUCUACUGAAACACGUAAAAUGGCUGCACAAAUUUUUGGCAAUUUACACAGUUUGGCCAGAAAAGAGGAGUUAGCACCUUAUGUAAGUACUAUUCUACCAUUAUUGAAAACAUGUUUGUUGGAUGCUGUCCCUGAAGUACGUUCAGCUGCGGCUGCUGCACUUGGUGCUGUUGUUCGAGGCAUGGGUGAAACUUCUUUCUCUGAACUACUUCCAUGGCUUAUGUCAACUCUAACAUCGGAAACAUCAUCUGUUGAUCGUUCUGGUGGUGCUCAAGGAUUGGCUGAAGUACUUGGCGGUAUGGGAAUCGAAAAGUUACGUGUUGUUUUACCCGAUUUAAUUAGAACAGUUUCAUCUGAAUCUAAAUUACAACCACAUAUUCGUGAUGGUUAUUUAAUGCUAUUCAUUUAUUUACCAACUGUAUUUCAAGAUGAUUUUGCUGAAUUCAUUGGACCAAUUAUCCCUACUAUUCUUAAAUCAUUAUCUGAUGAAACUGAAUUUCUACGUGAAACAGCAUUACGUGCAGCUCAACGUAUAGUCCAUAUGUUUUCAGAAACAUCAUUAGAAUUAUUAUUGCCUCAAUUAGAACAAGGAAUGACUGAUUCCAAUUGGCGCAUACGACAUUCAUCUGUUCAAUUGUUAGGUGAAUUAUUAUAUCGUUUAUCUGGAUUAUCUGGUAAAGGAACUACAAAAACAACAAAUGAAGAUGAUACAUUUGGUACGGUUGAAGCUCAUGAACGUCUACGUGAAAUUAUAGGUGAUGAACGUCAUAAUCGUAUACUAGCUCGUUUACAUUUAUCACGUUCUGAUCCUAUAAUCAUUGUCCGUCAAUCUGCUAUACAUAUAUGGAAAAUUGUUGUACCUAAUACUCCAAGAACUUUACGUGAAAUUAUGCCUGUACUUGUUCGUCUAUUAUUGGAUACUUUAGGAUCAUCGUCUCGUGAGCAUCAACAAAUUGCCGCUCGUGCACUUGGUGAUGUGGUACGCAAAUUAGGUGAAAGAAUCCUACCGGAGAUUAUUCCACUAUUAGUAACCGGCUUAGACUCUCCAGAUGCUGACCAACGACGUGGUGUCUGUACUGGAUUAAUUGAAAUUAUUCGCAGUUGUCAGUCUGAUCUGCUAUCAAAUUAUGCCGACAGCUUAUUAGAUCCUAUUCGACGUACUUUAUGCGAUCCACUUGUUGAAGUGCGUCGUAACGGUGGCAAGACAUUUGAAUUAUUAUAUACUGCUAUUGGUAUACGCUCACUUGAUGGUAUUCUACCAGAUCUACUUGCUCAAUUAGAUGAUCCAGAAACUAGCCAUUAUGCGUUAGAUGGUAUAAAACAAUUAUUAGCUGUUAAAGGCAAAGCUGUUAUGCCAUAUUUAGUCCCUAAACUAACUCAUCCAGUGGUCAAUGUGAAAGCAUUUGCUUAUCUUGCGUCAGUAGCUGGAGAAGCUCUUACAAAACAACUUGGUCGAAUCUUACCUGCACUUCUACAAACUGUAUCAUUGAUGUCUGAGUCUGAUUAUAAUCAGAACAAUGAAAAUAAGGAUAUUGAAGAGGAAACAGAAAACGAGGAUUUAGAGCAUUGUGCUGCUGUCCUUGUAUGCAUUUAUGAAGCCACAGGAAUCCGUCAAAUUUUGAAUGAAUUAUUAUCUGGUUUGUCAACCACUGUAACAAUUGACGAAACCACAAAUAACACCACUACACAAAACAAACUUGUUCUCGGCUCUAGUGCAUAUCGACUUGCCUGUUUACGGUUACUACGUGCCUAUCUUGAGGCUAGUUUUCAAGAUUCUUCUGAUUUUGUAACGUCCAUUGUGAAAUCCAAUGUAAACAACAAAUCUUCCGAUGAAGAUGAAACUGAUGAAUCUGACGUUGACGAUGAUGAUCUCGAAGAUGAAGAGGCAUCUGAUGACGGCUCGUUUAAUUCCGAUGAAGAUUAUAGUGACGAAGAUGAUAUGGACAAAGAUGAUGACGACAGUUAUGAUGAUGACGAUGAUGAUGAGAUGGAGGAAAAUCCUGAUGCUAAAGAAGUUAUAAGUCGAGUGUUGAAUGAAUCAUAUCCACUUGCUCUUCGUAAUAUUUGUCGUCUUUUAGCUUCUACUGACAAAACUAUUUUAUCGGAAGCAUGGAAAUGUUUAGAAACACUUUUCAAACGUUGGAACCCUGAAACAAUUACUUCCCAAAUUGGUGAUUUGCGUCAAGGUAUUCGUGGUGCUAUAUCAGAAAUGAACAAGUUAGCAGCUGCUAAUAAAAAUGAAGGUCAAAAAUAUUUGCCUGGGUUUUCAGAUCCUACUUUACCACUUGUUAGUUUAGUUAAAUUAUAUGCUGAGUGUACACUCCGUGGGCGUCCCGCAAUUAAAGAACCUUCAGCACAAGGAUUAUCAGAAUGCAUAAUUCAUGCGAAUGGGACAGCACUUCAAGGUUGCGUUAUCAAAGUUAUUGGGCCUCUCAUCCGUUUACUGGGUGAGCGUCAGACGAAUGUUGUUCGUGUUGCUGUGUUGCAGUCUCUUACUUCGCUUGUUAAUAAGUGCCCACAAUCUGUUCGUCCAUUUGUUACACAACUUCAGUCAACCUUCUUAAAAUGUCUUGGAGACUCACAUAAGCAAACGAGAAUACUUGGUGGUGAAGGGUUAUCAUCAAUUGUUCCCAUUACACCUAAACUUGAUCCUUUGUUAAUCGAUCUGGCUAGAGUAUCAUCUCAAACUGUUGUAUCACGUUUUCAUGAUUACUUGGAAGAUACAUCAAGUGAGAUAGAAGAUAUGCUUCCUAAAGCAGGUGUUUCUGCAACUGCACAUACAUUGGCUGGUGUAGCAGCUUUUCCUGAUACUAGUUUACAGGCGUUACGUUUGUGUCUAGAACAUUCCAGAGGUCGUGCUGGACUAACCGCUUUAAAUACUAUACUUCACUCAUUAAUUCCAUUAAUGCGUUUACCAGAGUCUUGUGGUAAUGAAAUUCGAAUUGAAACAAAUCCACACAGAAAUAACAUUGUUGAUGACAAUGAAUAUAAUAGUGAAGAUAAUGAUGAUGAACAAGAAAGUGUCUUAGGAUCAUUUAAUCAAACUAAACAAGUAUUGAUCUCCUCGGAUCAACUGCGUAUUAUAGUUUCUUCAUGUAUAGGAUUUAUUGUUGUUGCUGCACAAGCCACUAUUGACAACCUUCCACAAAGUGACAAUGAGAAAAUACAGAAGAAACUUGAACUUAUUGAUUUAUUUGAACGGAAACUAUGCCUGUCUUCAUUCACCAAACAAGAUGUACAAUGGACAUUUAACCAAAGUCAAGGCAUUGCCCUUCUUAUUCCACUGAAGCAUACACCAAAAAUUUUAAUCAAUUCAGAGACCAUACAGUCAGGUUUUUGUGAACGCCUAGGGCAAUUCAUUAAACAAUUAUCCAUUCAUGAAAAUUCCGUCAUUUGUCAAAUAGGAUACAGAUGUAUUGGAUGCUUUGUCGGUUAUCUAACAGAGAAUCAUGAAGUGAAUUAUAAUCCUAAACUAUUACUGGAGCUACUUGGAAAAGGUUUCGAACAUCCUGUAAUCGAUGUGCGUCUAUUGUCUACAGUUAUAUCCAGUCAUAUUGCAUGGCGUGUAAAAUUGCCAAUUCCUUCUUGGUUAUGUACAUUUUUGAUUAAACUUCUUAGCGGAAUAAAAGAUAAAAAUAGUGCAGUACGACUUGGAAGUGAAACAGCUUUAGCUGUACUCUGUCGUUUAAAUGCUCCAAAGAAUAAAGAUCAAAACCCUAAUUCUGAAUAUUUACAGGCUUGUUACGACCUAUUGGAUAAUAAUACACGUAAUCAACUAGAAACACUUAUACAACAACGCCUUCGUAAACAAAAUUGGUCUGAAGUAUGGCGUCAAGGUUGCCCAGAUAUGGAUAAUACAAUUUGAUUGUAAACUCAUGUUGAACGCCACAAAAUUCAAGCCUUUCCUUGUUUUCUUAUUGUACAAUCUAUUCGAAUAUGUAUUUGAGUUAGUUGUAUUCAUACAUAACUAACUUCAAACAUUCUGUUACCUUGAUUUUCUCGAUAUGUAACAUAUAUAUAUAUGUUAUAUGUAUAUAUAUGCGUGCAUAUAUUUGAUGUUUAUUUUUAGCUUUUAUUGAUUCAAUUUUCAUUAAAAAAAUUUACAGCACAUAUCAUCUUUG